UCACCAUCAGCUAGCUGACUGGCUAGCAAGUAGCUUGCUUGCUUCGCACAGGUGUCGCUGGAGGACCUUGGGGUGGGUGCAUUGGUGGUCUGAACGAAGCAUCGGCCAAUGUAGCAUUCACAGCAGCAGUAUUGCCCCGUUGGUCCUCUCAUGCACUCGCACUGCAUGGCUUCACCUGCAAACGUCUCCCUUCUCUUCACUUCACCCCUGGGCCACUACUCCCUCAUGCUCUGGUCACAGGCCCCACACAGACUGCCCAAUGACCGCCUGGAUUGUCCUGCCCGUCAGCCUUGCUGCCUUCUCCAUCACAGGAAUAUGGAUAGUCUAUGCCAUGGCUGUAAUGAACCACCAUGUUUGUCCUGUAGAGAACUGGACCUACAAUGUCACAUGCACUGAGGAGACAGCCAGAAGGGGUUUCCCCAAGACAUGCUGCACACUACAGGAUAUACCCCUGAUCAGCAAAUGUGGCUCAUACCCCCCAGAGAGCUGUCUCUUCAGCCUGAUUGGCAACGUGGGAGCCUUCAUGGUGGUGAUGGUCUGUAUGCUCCGCUAUGCCCAGGUGAUUGAGCACAGUCACCACUGCUGGACAAACACCAAUGCCCUGGUGUCAGGCUGUGUCAACGCCUUAGGUCUGGUCAUGGUGGGGAAUUUCCAGGUGGACCAUGCCAAGUCUUUGCACUAUGUGGGCGCGGGAGUGGCGUUCCCGGCGGGGCUACUUUUUGUGUGCCUGCAGUGUGUGCUCACCUACCGCAUCGCUGAGACCACUCUGGACUACUGGAUGGCCCAUGUGCGAGUAGCCCUCUCAGCCGGGGCCCUCGUCUCUCUCGUCCUCAGUGGCGCUUUCUUCAUCCACGAGAGCUUCGUCCUGCAGCACGCGGCCGCCAUCUGCGAGUGGGUAUUCACCGUCAUCAUCCUCGUCUACUACGGCACCUUCACCUACGAGUUUGGCACCGUCACCACCGACACCAUAAUGGCCGUCCUGGCGCAGCGCAGCAGCCUCCACCUCCACCAGCCCACCGGCGUCAUCAUGGGGGGCAUGGCCAGCAUGGGGGGUAUGGCUAGCAUGGGGGCCAUGGGCAAAAGCGCACCCAUGGGCUUCGGCGCCCACGACCUGAAGUCUCCGGGUGCUGGAAGCACCUCGGCUCACCUCACCUGUAACCCCGAAAGCACGGCCAUGCUGUAACCCGGGCAACGGCAACGGAGGUGCCGCACCACACCACAACGCUACUCGAAACCUCGACAAGAGUUUUCAGCACUGCCCACAGCGUAGCACUGCUACCUAAGGGUGUUUCUUUUUCAUGAGAAAACAAACAAACAAAAAAAAACUGGGACAGAGAAGAAUUAGAAAUAGUAGACGUAGUAGAGAUAGGCUGUGCUUGAGACUCCCUCCCCCCCUACCUAAAGUAAUGUUGACUUUUAUCACGAACGUGCUCCCAGUUCUCAAGGCAAUAUUUUGCAGCGGAUGUGAACAUGCGUGGGGAUGGGAUCCAGCCUGUUGUCUGUUUGAAUGAAUGUCACAGGGACAAAAAAAAGAUGGGAAUUGCAGAAAAAAUGUGUACAGAUGAUCAGGAUGCUUGGCCUGUACCUCAGCUCAAUAUCUGGAGAAUGCUUCUCUCCCUCACAUUUUAUCACCCAAUAAUGCACGGACACAUACACACACAGACUCACACACUCACACACAGGAUGUGUUAACGCAUGCCCCAGUGUACCAUCACUCAAAACGUCCCGUGACAACGUGGUGAACACUACCUCAAUUCAAGUCGUAAAUACAGUAUAUCCCCUUUAUAGUGUCCUUUGUUCAAUCCAUACUCUUCAUGUGUGGUUUUCAAGAUGUAGGGGCGGGGGGCAUUGGGUUGUAGACGGCAGCAAUAUUUGAGUGUAUGUUACAGAUGUGAAGUCGCUCUUAACAGCAAUAUCUGAUCUGUGAAAGUAUUUAAUGCAAUACCUGAGGGAAAUUGUUCUCAUAGUCUAUUACCUAGCAUUAAGUGAGCCUAUAUGGAAAAAUAAGCAGAAGAAAUGGUCUGUAAAGGAACAGUUGAACUGGAGAGUACAGCAUCAUGGUGCAAUGGCUUGCCAUUUCUACAGGAAUGCCUCUAGCACGGCGAUGCAUUUGUACACGCACAGCAGAUCUUUUCCACCUCAGCCAUUUUAUAUGUUGCAGCUGAGCAAACAGAACUGAGUCUUAAAACAUUAAUUAUUGAUCUCUGGAAGUAUGGUGCUUACAAGCAAUGUGAAGCUAAUUAAUGCCUUGAGCUUCAAUUGUGCUUGCUCCUCUAUGGUGUGCCAAAAUGGCUGCUGUGGAAAAGGGUCUGUUGACAGCUUUUUGCAGGUUUGAAGCUGGUAGGGAAGUAUACCUCACCGGCAUGGGAUAGGAACCCCUGCUGCUUGUACUCUGUGGCAGUGCAAGCCCUGGGUAGAGGCUGAGGCGCAGAGCUCUCUGGCCCACCACAUGUGUUGAGAUCCCUGUUGGAAGACUGCUUGCGUCUGGUGAAAGCUAAGCUGAACACACUAAUGUGCUCAAAUGUAUCCCAUUUGCUUGUACUGUAAGUGAUAUCGCAUUAGUACAGAAUGCCCCAAAGCAUCACUGAACUAUAAUCAAAAAGUAGUUGAACUUGAAGGUAAGAGUCAGAAAUUUGUUUUUU
Messenger RNA from Alosa alosa (allis shad), 2642 nucleotides. It is a transcript of the gene tmem150ab, whose product is annotated as transmembrane protein 150Ab. The coding region runs from base 260 to 1183 and encodes 307 amino acids. Gene Ontology annotation, biological process: protein localization to plasma membrane. The record is from RefSeq and is a predicted model, not a curated record. Lineage: Eukaryota; Metazoa; Chordata; Actinopteri; Clupeiformes; Clupeidae. The transcript is spliced from 8 exons.